Molecule: messenger RNA, 1875 nt
Organism: Penaeus indicus
Lineage: Eukaryota; Metazoa; Arthropoda; Malacostraca; Decapoda; Penaeidae
Exons: 1
Coding region: 1-1875 (624 amino acids)
Source: RefSeq, a predicted model, not a curated record
AUGAAAACCAGAAACAAAUCAUACCGCCUCGUUCGUCGCGCGGGUCAACAAGGAACGCGUCCCUCGGGAGGGAACCAGCCUGAGGUCGAAAAAUAUGCAUCUGGAACAAGCUCUUCGGAAGAUGACCUACCAGGUAAUCAGAACCAGGACAUUCCUAACCCUGAACCGGUAGUGAUACCGCCUAAACAGCCAAAAGCUAAAAGAACUAGAUGGACCAAAGAAGAGUACAAAACAGUUUUGAGAGCCUUUUAUACCGCUCAGAAACACCCAACAACAAACUUAACAGCACAAUCUUUCACUGAAUGGAGGAAAAUUGUAGGGAAUGAAGUGCGAGAAAACUUUAACCCAAAUAAACUCGCAAAUGUACAAAGAGACAUAAUAAAGAAUAAAAGAUUAACUGAUGCAGAAAUCGAUCAGAUUAGGGCAAGUAUUUUGAAUGUUGAGAUAGUAGAUAAUGCUGUUGAGCCUGAACCUGCAAUGUUGAAUCAAGAACCUGAUGAUAAUGAAAUUAAUGAUAGUGACGUUGUUGAAAAUAGAAACCCUGCUGAUGUAGUUGAGGAUGCUAACUUAGACGAGUUUAUUGAACAACAUAGAGAUGAUAUAGAGGAAGCUCGCCUUGAUAUUUUACGUGAGUUCAGCAGGACUGAACAUCAAGAAUAUUCAGAAAGAGACUCGCUCCCAAAAAUCACGCAAAGCUCAAAACUUCGACAAACGAUCAAAAUUUAUAACGUUGCUUUAAAGGAUGUCUUAGAUAACCAAGAGCUUGAUUUGUCUACUCUUAACAUAUAUAUUUACGCUGCUGGGAAAGCAAUCUCAAACACAAUGGGGAAUAAACUUAAGAAGAAAACUAAGAAACAUGUUAAUAAAGCACCAAAAUGGAAAAUCAGGCUACAAAAAGAGAUUGAUGCUCUACGGGCAGAGUUAUCAAUACUAGAUGAAAUAUCAAAAGGUACACUUGUAAAAACUAAAAAAGCUCGAAAUGUUAAAAAACGAAAUGAAGUCACAGAUGAAAAGUCUCUGUUGCCUGCAAAAGAAACAAUCAAACAAAAAAUACAGGUAAAGGCCCAACGACUCCGCAGAUUUGACAAAAGAACUCGGUUCUAUAGGCAGAAUAAAAUUUUUCAGACUGAUGCAAAGAAGUUCUAUAGAGAAAUCGGUAAAGGAACAAUUAAUGUUGAGGAGCCCCCGGUUGAAGAAGAUAUGACUAACUUCUGGAAUGGUAUUUGGGGAAAAGAGAAAGAGUUUAAUAGUGAAGCCGAAUGGAUUAAGAGAGAACAGGAGAGGAUGAAUGAAGUGGAACAACAACAAUGGGAUGAAAUAACAGUAAUCAAAUUGCGUAAUGCAUCAGCUAAGUCGCAGAAAUGGAAAUCUCCGGGCGUGGACAAAAUGCCAAACUUUUGGUUAAACUCUCUCACAUCUUCACAUGAGAAACUAGCAAUAAACUUUACCAAAAUUUUACAAAACCCAGAAAGUGCUCCUGAAUGGUUAACUGAAGGAACAACAUACCUCUUACCCAAAAACCAAGAAACCCAAAACCCAAAAAACUAUAGACCAAUUACAUGUCUUACAACUACAUAUAAAAUACUAACUUCCAUUAUAACUAAUCGCAUGUACAAUUUUUUAGAUGAUAACGCCAUCCUACCACAAGAACAGAAAGGAUGUAAGAGAAACUCAUAUGGAUGCAAAGAUCAACUCCUGAUAAAUAGAACGAUUCUCGAAAACUGCCGUAAAAGUAAUAGGAACCUUAGCACUGCGUGGAUAGACUACAAAAAAGCAUUUGAUAGUGUGCCCCAUGACUGGAUCCUAAAAGCUAUAGAAAUAUAUAAAUUCUCUCCUAUUAUCACCAAUUUCUUAAAAUCAAGCAUGGAUAAGUAG